UAAUUAUUUAAUAUAAAAUUUAUAAGAGAAUAAAAAUAGUAAAUAUAGUAUAAUUCACAGAUUGGAUUGGUUCUCAUGAUAAUAUUAAACCAAUCACACAAUGCGAAGUAACAAAUAAAUCUUAUAAACUUCAAAUAAUACCAAAUAUAUAUACAAUCUAAUACUGGUUAAAUAUAUAUUCAAGUAACAAAAGUUAUUUAAGUAAUAUGAAAUACUACAGAAUAAUAAAGAAUAUCAAUUGAUUGAGUAAAAGAGACCCAAAGAACAAUUCUAGCGACAUGUUGUCGCAAUAUCUUAUUAACAGAUUGAUAAUAUUUAACAAAUUAAUUAAAACCAGUCAUGUGGUCAGCGUUACAAGUUUACAACAUUUUAAUACUGGAAAUAAAUUAAUGGAACGUGUACCAAGAAAUUUAAAAGAUUGUUCAAGAUUUAUACCCACAAAGAAACCGAUAAGUUCAGAAGAUGUAGAGCCUGGAGUUGAAACGGAUACCAGUUUUGCUUGGUUUCAAACAGAAGCUCCACCAGUGCAAACAUUUUCUGUAGGAAAUAUUAAACAAUGGUUCCAGUUUAAUAAAAAAAUACUCUAUGUUAAAGAACAACAUGUUGAUCUCAAGAUGAUUAACGUAUUGGGUAUAAACAUAGCAGCUGCAUACUUUGUUAUUAAAUGGAGAGGAAAAAUUAAGUUUAAGAACUCCAAUUGGUUAGAAGCUAAAAAUGAUAAACCUGUUCGUUUACCAAGUUAUUAUAAAUCUAAUUAUAUAGUUAUUGCAAUAGAUGCAAGCAAAACGAUGAUAUGUUACGAAGGGCUAGAAAACAUGUCGCCUCUUACUAAAUUAAAAUGGCUAAGCUUUAAGGGUUGCGAAUAUAUUGAUGAUUGGUGCCUCGACAGAAUAUCUGCACGUUAUCCGUCAUUAGAGUUCUUAGAUAUUUCUGAUUGUAAAAAUAUUACAGAGAGAGGAUUAGAAGCAUUGUAUAAAUUAGAUAAUCUCAAAAUGUUGAUAGUAACAAACCAUCACAAAUCAGCAGCAUUCGAAUUGACUUGUUUUAUGUUGGAAGAAUGUAUUCCUAAUCUGGAAUGUAAGAUAUUAAAUUCGUGGUACGUAGAUAAAUCUAAGAAACCCAAAGACGAGAAGAAAGAAUUUAAAUAAAAUGGUAACAAUUUAAUUAAAUAUAAACAUGUGUAAAUAUAUACAAACGUUGCUUCAAUCAUGCGUUUUUAACGACAUUUCUUAAUUUAUUUUUUUCUCUGUACUUCUUAACAUAAUAUAAUUCAGCUUUAUUACCAAUGCCGUAAACUUUUAAAUUUUUAUUGUCAUUGGCGAGUUGUAAAUCGUUAAAGCAUAAAUUAUAUUUUUUCCAAACGUGUUUCCAACUGAUCUUCUUCUUAAUAUUUUCUCUUUUGAAAUACAAGUUAGUAUGCCUCUUAAUGGCUUUUUUUAAAUCAAGCACUGUAGUUGUAUGUGUAGGUACCUAGAUUUAAAUAAAUUCAAGUUUGUUUACAAAUAUAAU
This is a messenger RNA of Polistes canadensis, 1509 nucleotides long. RefSeq names its product ATP synthase subunit s-like protein. Lineage: Eukaryota; Metazoa; Arthropoda; Insecta; Hymenoptera; Vespidae. The coding region runs from base 279 to 1148 and encodes 289 amino acids. The transcript has a single exon. The record is from RefSeq and is a predicted model, not a curated record.